This is a messenger RNA of Calypte anna (Anna's hummingbird), 7437 nucleotides long. RefSeq names its product exostosin like glycosyltransferase 3 (gene EXTL3). Bases 906 to 3665 code for a protein of 919 amino acids. Lineage: Eukaryota; Metazoa; Chordata; Aves; Apodiformes; Trochilidae. The record is from RefSeq and is a predicted model, not a curated record. Gene Ontology annotation, molecular function: glycosyltransferase activity. Gene Ontology annotation, cellular component: membrane. The transcript is spliced from 9 exons.
AGAGGGCGGACGGAGGGGGAAGAUAAGGCAGCGGCUAUGGCUCCCCCCACGGCCACUCGCGGAGGGCGGCACAGCGAGCGCCGGGACCGCGGCUCCGCCAGGAGGGUGAAGUGAGGGCGCCGAGAGGCUCCAGACAAAUGAGUAGAGAGCUGGGGACAGAAGAGGGACAGAUUCCAGUUUUCCAGUUGAUCAUCUUGUACAGAAAAGAACCCUUGAGAUCAACGCUGGGAGGAAGAAGAAAAGUAGUGAAGGAUUUGAAGUGUGAUGCAGGACAGGUCUGAGCCAAGGAGCUGAGACAGUGCUGGUGAGAGAAAGAACUGACAAGAGAAACUGUCUGUUCAAGACUGGACAGAGAAAGCACAAGAGCCACUUAACACCCACUCCCUGACACCCUUCACCAUCCAUCAGGAGGGACCCAGAGGACUGGCAGAGCAUCAGCAGCGAUGAGAGAGGCUGAGACUCCUACGAAGCUCUUCUGGCUCCUUCUCCACAAGGGUCGGGGCCUCUGCAUAUUCAUUGGAUGGUAAUGCAGGAUGUCGAGAGCAGCAGUGGAGUUUGGCUUCAUCCCCUUGUGUUUUUCUUCUGCCGGUUGAGACUCCCAAUCACCAUGACAACGCUGUGACACUUCCAGCAACGCUUGCCCACAGACCAAGGGUGGGCUGGGGGUGGGUGAGAAGGUCAAUGCUCGAGUCUAACAGGAUCAAAAGUUGUGCCUGCAGCAAAACGACUGUAGAAAAGCCGUCGGCACGACAAGAAGAUGAAAUUCCCCUUCUAUUGGCUUCUCCUUAAGCAGCCACAAUAACUUUUUUUUGUUUUUUUUUUUCCUCCCGGAGACUCGCUCUGAAAACCCCUUUGGUUAUGGCUGCUGAUCCAACGUGAUUGGUCACGCAGCGACUCCCGAACUCAUGACUGGAUAUACGAUGUUGCGGAAUGGGGGAGUGGGGAACGGAGGCCAGCCGUGGAUGUUGAGAUGGUCCAGUCGGAUCCGGCUCACCUGGCUUAGUUUCACCCUCUUCAUCAUCCUCGUCUUCUUCCCCCUCAUCGCCCACUACUACCUGACCACCAUCGACGACGCCGACGACGCUGGCAAGCGCAUUUUCGGCCCUCGGACCGGCAACGAGCUCUGUGAGGUGAAGCAUGUGCAAGACCUGUGCCGCAUCCGCGAGUCGGUCAGCGAGGAGCUGCUCCAGCUGGAGGCCAAGAGGCAGGAGCUCAACAGCGAGAUCGCCAAGCUCAACCUGAAGAUCGAGGCCUGCAAAAAGAACAUCGAGAACGCCAAGCAGGACCUGCUGCAGCUGAAGAAUGUCAUCAGCCAGACCGAGCAUUCCUACAAAGAGCUGAUGGCUCAGAACCAGCCCAAGCUCUCCUUGCCCAUCCGCCUGCUGCCAGACAAGGACGAUGUGACCUUCCCCUUGCCAAAAUCCAACCGGAACUGCAGGCUCCACAACUGCUUCGACUACUCGCGCUGCCCGUUGACAUCGGGCUUUCCAGUCUACGUCUACAACAGUGAUGAUUACCCUUUUGGUAGCUCCUUAGACCCUUUAAUUAAACAAGCCUUUGAGGCGACUGUCAGAACUAAUGUUUAUGUUACUGAAAAUGCAAACAUUGCAUGUGUGUAUAUAAUUUUAGUGGGGGAAAUGCAAGAGCCCGUAAUGCCAAAACCUACUGAACUAGAGCAACAGUUGCACUCUUUGCCAUAUUGGAGGACUGAUGGACAUAACCAUCUCAUCAUCAAUUUAUCGAGGAAAUCAGAAACUCAGAACUUCAUUUACAACAUCAGCACGGGGCGAGCCAUGGUCGCCCAGUCCACCUUUUACGACGUGCAGUUUCGACCGGGGUUUGAUAUCGUGAUUUCGCCUCUGGUCCACGCUAUGUCUGAACCCAACUUCUUAGAAAUCCCACCCCAGGUGCCAGUCAAACGUAAAUACCUGUUUAGUUUCCAGGGGGAGAAGAUUGAGUCUCUCAGAUCCAGCUUGCAGGAGGUUCGCUCUUUCGAAGAGGAGAUAGAAGGCAACGCCCCGGCUGACUACGACGAUCGGAUCAUCACCACCCUGAAGGCUGUUCAGGACAGCAAGCUGGACUUUGUUUUGGUGGAGUUCACGUGUAAGAACCAGCCCAAGGCGAGUCUGCCCACUGAGUGGGCUCUGUGUGGAGAAAGGGAUGACAGGUUAGAGCUACUGAAGCUAUCUACUUUUGCACUGAUAAUCACCCCAGGGGACACCCAUUUAGUGAUCUCCGCCGGGUGUGCCAUGAGACUGUUUGAGGCUCUGGAAGUUGGAGCCAUCCCAGUGGUUCUCGGAGAACAAGUCCAGCUACCCUAUAACGAUGUGAUCCGGUGGAACGAGGCAGCCUUAAUCAUACCAAAGCCACGUAUCACAGAAGUGCACUUUCUUCUGAGAAGCAUUUCUGACAACGAUCUCCUUGCCAUGAGGAGGCAGGGCCGCUUCCUCUGGGAGACCUACUUCUCCACCUCCGACAACGUGUUCAGCACAGUCUUAGCUGUCAUAAGGACUCGAAUCCAAAUCCCGGCUGCUCCUAUCCGAGAAGAAACUGUUGUGGAGAUUCCCCACCGCUCUGGCAAAGCUGCUGGGACAGACCCCAAUAUGGCAGACAACGGUGACCUGGAUUUGGGGCCUGUGGAAACAGAACCACCCUACGCAUCUCCCAAAUAUCUCCGCAAUUUCACCCUCACCGCGAUGGAUGUCUACAGGAAUUGGAAUUCUGCUCCAGGGCCUUUCCACCUCUUUCCCUACACUCCCUUUGACCCUGUUUUACCAUCAGAAGCAAAAUUUUUAGGGUCUGGGACUGGAUUUCGACCGAUUGGUGGAGGAGCAGGUGGCUCUGGGAAGGAGUUCCAGGCCGCUUUGGGUGGCAACGUCCCCCGGGAGCAGUUCACUGUAGUGAUGUUGACUUACGAGCGGGAAGAAGUGUUGAUGAACUCCUUAGAAAGGCUCAAUGGUCUCCCAUACUUAAAUAAAGUUGUGGUAGUGUGGAACUCUCCCAAGCUUCCAUCUGAGGAUCUCUUGUGGCCAGACAUUGGCGUCCCCAUUAUGGUUGUUCGUACAGAGAAAAACAGCCUGAACAACAGGUUCCUGCCAUGGGAUGAGAUUGAGACAGAAGCCAUCCUGUCCAUCGAUGACGACGCUCACCUGCGCCAUGAUGAGAUCAUGUUUGGGUUCCGUGUCUGGAGAGAAGCCAGGGACCGCAUCGUUGGCUUCCCGGGGCGCUACCACGCCUGGGACAUCCCCCAUCAGUCCUGGCUCUACAACUCCAACUACUCCUGUGAGCUCUCCAUGGUUCUCACUGGUGCUGCCUUCUUCCACAAGUACUAUGCCUACCUGUACUCCUACGUGAUGCCACAAGCCAUCAGGGACAUGGUGGAUGAGUACAUCAACUGUGAGGACAUUGCCAUGAACUUCCUGGUCUCCCACCUGACAAGAAAACCUCCCAUCAAGGUGACCUCCCGCUGGACUUUCCGCUGCCCUGGGUGUCCCCAGGCCCUGUCACACGAUGAUUCCCACUUCCACGAGAGACACAAGUGCAUCAACUUCUUUGUCAAGGUGUACGGGUACAUGCCCCUCCUCUACACCCAGUUCCGCGUGGACUCGGUGCUCUUCAAGACCCGGCUGCCCCACGACAAGACCAAAUGCUUCAAGUUCAUCUAGAAGGGGGGGGCAGCGGGUGCCCUGGGCUCCCCAGGAGGUGGCCAGAGGUGGGUGAGGGCUUUGGGGGUGGCUUUUUGGAAGGACCCCGUUGCCGUUGACUCCGCUCUCCUCCCGCCGAGACCGAGAGGGACGCCCAGGAUGGGACGGGCACCUUUCCCUCUUCCCUUCCCUCCUGCUCUCGACCAGGGACAGGGAAGAGGAUCCCGUGGCUCCUGUAAAGACACUCCCCAGGAUCAUACACUGAGGAAUGGCAAGUUGGCUACUGGCUCUGCCCCUUCACUAGCCAAGGGCCACCCUUCUUUUUAAUUAUAAUUAUUGUUAUUUAAAAUGAAAGUGUUUUAGAUUUGCCUCCUGAGGCUUUUUUUGGGUUUUCAUCCCCCCUUUUUUUUUUUCCCCACCCACCCUCUCCCCUUUUCCUCUCUGGACCUGGCUGCCCACCCGGGGGGCCCCUUGCAAGGCCAGGUUGGAGCUAUUGGACUGCAGAGAGGUUCGUCCCAGCUCUAUUGUCCCCAUCCCAUGGGGCAGCCCCUUCUCCUCCCCUGCCACCCAUCACGUCCCGGAUUGUCUUGCCCUGUGGCUACUACUGAGGACCUCCAGGUGUCACCUGCUGAGGAGCUCCUUGCUCUGCUCUAAUCACCACCCCAAGCCCUGCCCUCAGAGAGGGGUGAGUGGGGAAGAGGUUGGACCUGGAAGGUCCUUCCUCAGCUCCCAGCACAGCACCGGGUCCGUGUCACAGCCAUGGGGGGAGUUUGGCUGCUGUGGGAUUGUUCUUGAUGUCCUUUUCCACCCCACCUGGCACACGAGAGGUGCUGCUGAACCUGCAGGGACAGGGAGCAUGUUUGGGGUUUGGGAAUGGUCCCUCUGCAGGGGCUGGUGACAGCAGUGUUUGAUGACCACUGCAGCACUGGAGGUGGCUGUGGAGUCUCUGAGUCUGGUCUGGCCUUUUCACAGGCUCUUUGGGACUUUUCUUCCUACAGAGCUGCUCCAGUAGCACCCCAAGAUCAGCUGCACUACACCUACCAGCCUUUGCUGGUCCCAUAAAGCUCCUGCCCCAAAGCAGCAGAAUGUGGAGGCAGCCUGGGAGCUGCUCCUCCCUGUCCCUGCCAGGAGAGCAUGUGGGGGUUCAGCUUCCAGUGCCAGUGUCCCGGGUGUUGGGACCUUCUCUUGGGAUCACAUUUUUGGAGUGGAGCAAGGAGAGGGACCUGCCUCCUUCCUCCCUGCCCAGCUGGGCAGAGCUGGAGCCCGCGGCUGCACCCUGGGCUCUGUCAUCCCUCCUCCUGCAUCCCAAGUGACUCGUGCCCAUGUUGGGUUUGCCUUAACACCCCAUCCCAUCUUGCAACUGGUGCCCUGGGCUGCAUGGGAGGGAAGUUUAAUCCCACCAAGAGCUUUCCUGGUGUUCAGCUGGGAAGUGCUGCUGGACUGUCUCCAUGGGCUUCAUUUUUUGGAGCCCCACCACAGGGAGAUGCCCUCAUGUCCUGUGCUCACCUGAGCUCCUGCAUUCACCUGGCAGCUCCCUAAAGUUUUCCAUCCCAGAGGGAAGGACUCAGGUUCCCUCUCUUGUUGGAGAGAAAAUGUCAGAGCAAGAGAGAGAACAGGGUCUGGUGUGGAGGGGGCAGUCGAGACGAGGGAGAAAUUCCAUGUAAUUUUCCAGGGAUGUGUCUGGGGAUCAGGGAAAUUGCACAGGGGGGUGGUUGGAUGAGUUUUGUGAGAGGGAGAUGCUGUAAACAAGUUGUGUCUGAGGCAGAAAUCCUGGGUAGAAACAAUUCAGAUCAGAGAAGAGCUGGAGAAUUUCUGCUGGGGCUGUAGGAGAGACUGACCAUGGCUGAUGUUUCCCUCUCUGCAGGGACUUGGAGCUGCAGCUCCCUAAGGCUUCCAUCCCAGAGGGAAGGACUCAGGUUGCCCUCUCCUGUGGGCAGAGGAAAGGCAGCAACAUGCAGGAAGUCCUGGGGGAUUUCCAGCCCAGGAUGGAGGGGCUGGAAAAGCAUCCCAGAUGUUUAAGGGCAGCCUGGAAAAGCUCUUGCUGUUAGACAGGAAGGUGAAGCUUUGGUGAUUGGCCUCAGUGUCCCCCACAUUCCUGGCUUCCACUGCUCAGCAUCCCAGCACCCUGCAGCAGAAGGAUGUGACCACCCUGUGGUAUCUCUGGUGAGGAGCAGGUCUGGGCCAACAGCAGCUCCUGGGCUCACUCCUAGGGUCAGCCCUCUCCAUGUUCCUGUGCCACAUUUUGGGGUGCAAAGUGGCCUCUCCAGCCGUGUUUCAGCCAUUUUCCACUCCAGCCUCAUGGGCUGGUGGCCACCAACACUUGGUUGGUGGUUGGUCACCAACCCCUGCUCCUUGUGAAGGGGCAGCAGAGGUGGCUGCCUGCCCUCACCAGCACUGCAGGGAUGAUGCAGGCUUUUCCUCCCACUGUUUCCUUUCCACUUUUUGUUUUAUGGGCAGAGGGCUCACGGUCUCCUUAAAAAUGCAGCUGGAGACUUUUCCUGUGAGGCCUCCAGACCCACCUGGAAGGGGUUUCUCUGCCCCUGCUCAGAGGGGAAGUGGCAGCAGCUGCAGCAUCCCUGAGGGGCUCCAGUUCUCCCCUCCUUAAUGAGUGGUUCGUUUGCAACACUGCUCCUGAUCAGCACAGUCCCUGGUGUCACAGGAGGAGGAAGAGGAGGAGGAGGACGCAGCUCUGCCCUUCCCACCCCUCUGCCUGUCUGGCAGGAGUGGGGCAGGACUGAGGAUUGCACUUUAUAUAAAUAGAGAUGGGCUUCUCAGCAACUUCUUUUUGAAAAAUUAAGGGAAAUUUUAUUAUUCUGGUGAGAGACUGUCAGGGAGGGAGCUUGGAAAAUGGGCCCAUCCAUGAAGGAUUUGUGGCACCAUUUGUGUCAGGAAGGGGUUGGGGUUUUGGAGCCUCCUUGCUUGGCUGCAGUCAGAACUGGUGCUGAGCCCAAGGUCUGGGGGGUUUUCCUCUUUCCCCUGAUGUGUUUCAGGUCAAGGCCAGUAGGGAUGUGAUGGGAAUCCAAACUCUUCUUCCUGCCAGGCUCCUGCCAUGCUCACCUCCUGCCCAGAGUGCUGGGGUUUAUUGGAGGAUCCCUGGUGUGUGGUGGGAUCUCUGUGUGUGUUGUGAGUUUGUUCCCUCCUUUCCCAGACCCCCCAGAGGGGGAGGAUUUGGAGGUGAGGGGGUAAAUGGGUGCUGUGGAUCACUGGUGGCAGCAGCAUUGGGUGCUUUUCCCCAGAUCUUCCUAAACAGUCACCAAACCCCCUUUAGGGGUCCAGACCCAUGAUUCCCACGCCCCCUUUCUAUUCCUGAGACAUCCCAGGAUCUGAGCUGUCUUCAGGCCUCCCUCCACCAUCAGGGACAAGGGGGACAUUUCUGGAGCCCCAUCCAUCUCUCUGCCACCCUUCCUGUCACCCUCCUUCCCAUCACAUUCCCACAGUUUUUAGGGGGGGGUCCCUGGGUAACCCCACAGCUCAGGUUAGGGUGUAUGAUCCAUCCCAGCUCCAGCACAGAGCAGCCUGGGGUACAUGGUCACCACCACCCCCCAAGGAGGUCUCUCCAGGGGGUUUCCCAAGGGAAAGGCGUCUUCUCCUUCCCAAGGAUUCUGCUGCUCCAGGCAGGAGCCCCGGGGGUUGCAGGAGGUGGGUGCUGGCUGCAGGGUGAGGGGUUUGCUGUAAAUAGAAUCCUCUGGGGUGACACAGACACCCCCGGGGUCACAGCCCCUGCCCUCCCCUGCACAGAGGUUCUGCUGACAGUUCCCUGAGCACCAGGUUUAAAAACAAAAUGAAAAAAAAA